UCAUGUUAACUGUCAAACAUUACAACACAAUACGUUGCUAAAGAUUUCUAAUUUAUUUUUUGAUACUGAUUUAUUGUUUUACAAAAGGUACCCAAUCUAAAGUAUCUUGUCUUAUUACCUCUUUAAUUAUUUACUUCGCCAUUAUACUUAAAAAUGAUGGACUGUGUGGAAGACUCCAGCCAUGAUCCAUUGUCGGUACCAUCAUCACAACCGGCACCUGUGGGUGACCCUAAACAGGAUAAGAAAAAGCCUAAUGAAAAUAUAUCACUAGCAGAUAAUAGUUUGUUGGUAGACAUCUCAGAUGCCCUUAGUGAAAAGGAAAAGGUGAAAUUUACAGUACAUACAAAAACAACUCUACCAGAGUUUCAGAAGUCCGAGUUUAUAGUGGUUCGCCAACAUGAAGAGUUUGUAUGGUUGCAUGACAGAUAUGAAGAGAAUGAGGAAUAUGCAGGAUACAUUAUCCCACCAGCACCUCCUCGUCCCGACUUUGACGCUUCUCGCGAGAAGCUGCAGCGCCUUGGCGAAGGUGAGGGUGCUCUCACACGCGAGGAGUUCACCAAAAUGAAGGAAGAACUAGAGGAUGAGUAUUUGGCGACUUUCAAGAAGACAGUAGCGAUGCACGAGGUUUUCCUCCAGCGGUUGGCAGCGCACCCUGUCUUUCGUACUGACUCACAUUUAAGGGUAUUUCUGGAGUACGAACACGAUCUGUGUGCUAAACCUCGCGGCAAAAUGGACCUUAUUGGUGGCCUCAUGCGAUCAAUGACAACAACCACAGAUGAGAUAUACCUAGGAGCGACUGUUCGCGAUGUGAACGACUUCUUCGAACAGGAAACAGCUUUCCUACAGGAGUACUACUCGCAUCUGAAGGAAGCAGUCGCGAAAGUUGAUCGGAUGACGUCCAAACAUAAGGAGGUGGCGGACGCUCAUAUCAAGCUGUCGUCAUGCCUGACGCAGCUAGCGUCCCGCGAGCAGCCGCCUACUGAGAGGUUCCUUACGCGCGCCGCCGACACCUUUGACAAGUGCCGGAAGAUCGAAGGUCGUAUGGCGUCAGACCAGGAUCUAAAGCUGGCGGACACAUUGCGUUACUACAUGCGCGAUGCUCAUGCUGCUAAGGCUGUGCUCGUCAGGAGACUGAGAUGUCUGGCGGCAUAUGAAGCGGCCAACAGGAAUCUGGAGAAGGCCAGGGCAAAAAAUAAAGAUGUCCAUGCUGCCGAGCAAGCGCAAGCGGACGCGUGCGCUCGAUUCGAGCAACUCUCCGCCCGCGCUCGUGAGGAGCUCAUUGAUUUUCGUACACGUCGCGUUGCCGCUUUCAGAAAGAGUCUAAUUGAUCUGGCAGAACUAGAGAUCAAACAUGCGCGCGCGCAGCAGGAGCUGUUUCGGAAAUCGCUUCAGAUCCUUAAGGACAGCCAGUGAGAUUAUACAUCCGUCUCAACAGAUGCUAGGGCUAACGUCCAUCAAAGCGGGAAAUUACCAAUUUGGUAGAAUUUUUAUCAAUGGCAACAUUGACAAUAUUAAUGGAUUAAUAAAGUGGAAAAUAUAUUUCACGUUUAAGAGGUGCAAUCAAAAUAUAAAAAAUGAGUGUUUCAGUUUUAAAUUUACUAUUUUAUAAAGUCAGAAGCUUAUCAAAUAUAUUAUACACUUGUAUCUUGAGGUUCAUUUGAGAAAAUCAAUCAGAAAUCAGUAGGAUAGUAAGAAUAUUACCUACCAUUUUCAUCACCACAUUAAUUUGAGAUUCAUCAUGAUCACCGCUGAGAUUUUUAUAAUUGAAUGUUGAUAUAAACAUGAAUAGAUAAUUAUUUAAUAUCUUUAAAGAUAUUAAUGUUAUUGAAAAAAAAGAAAUACGUCAUAUUCUUACUACCUUCCAUAUGUAAGAUAGAAGUGAAAGUUUAUUCACUCAUCAAGUGAGGUAUCACAGAUAAGGAGGUUGAUUAUUUUGUUAUAUCUUAAUUAUUUUAAAAUUAUGCUUAUUUUUAAAUAAUUUUAGUAAUCUCAAUAUUGGUGACUAUAGUUGAUUUAGAAUGUGUAAAGAGAUCAUAGACACUUGGUAAAAGACAGUGUGAAAACAGAAUGUAUCUUCAGGUUCUUUUCUCCCGCUUUGGUGAAAAUAGAUCUUUAUAAAGAACGUUUAAAAAACAUAUUGGGGUGUAUCUAUUUGUUUAUGAUAGUGAUAUUUGGUCUAGCGCAGACUAUCGAUUAAAAUAGAUUGAUAUUUUUUAUUGUUUCUUGCAAAAGAAUAGUAAAAAGAAGUUACAAGAAAAUGUCACACUCAGAAAUGUUAUGAUUGUUUUUCAAGAACGUUGUUUUACAUAAAUAAGUUCCAAGGUUCGGUUCUCUGUAGAGCUAAUUUAUAAAAUGAACUUAGGAGUGGAUUUUUACUACUUUGAAAAAAAUUCGAAAUUUGUUUUCUUUCAUAUUUUAUGUAAGAAAAAGGUAGUUGAUAAUAGUAUAUAUAGUAUAAUAAAUAGUAAAUGACGAUGAUGCAUAAGUGUCAGUUAAGCUAUCCCUUCAUUUGAUGUCCCUCUCAAAAUUAACAACCGCUACAUUAUUAUUACCGUCGGUCGUCUGCGCUAGUCUAUCCCUUUCGAAAGACUGUCAAGUGUAAGUAUUUGUAGCUUAGUACAGUCAAGUUAUUCGUAUGUCAUAUAUUAUAAGGAUGAACAUUACGUUUUGUUAUUUAUCUAUUAUUAAUGUAAGAAUGUAUAUAAAUAUCUAAGAGGUCAUAUGUACGGUGCGGUCAUUCCGGUUAGAUUAAUAAAUGGAAUAAAAACUGUAUGAUAACAUUUAAAUAUUCAUUAUAUCUUUAGUAAAAGUUUUUACUUGAUAGCAAGAGUUGUUAUUCACACGCAUGCAUGUACUAAUAUUUGUACUUUCAUAUUAUUUAAGCAGCUGCUUAGAUUUCAAUCAUUUACCAUAGAUAUCGCUGGAAUUACAUGGAUUUUUUGACAGUCAAGUUUUACUGUAUAUAAAGGUAAAUGUUAUUUUAAAAUAUAUUAGGUUAAACAAUUUAACCUAGUAUGUUUCGAGAUUCUUAAAUGUAGAUUUAAAAAAAAAUGCUAUUAUGUCGAAGUGUAAACAAAAAAGAUAGCCCUCAUAUAUGGGUAUCAUAUGAAAAGGCUCACCUGAAAGAUUCUGAAAUAUUUCUUUCGAGUUAAUAUUUAUUUAAGUUAUUGACUUGAAAGUUUAGUCGGGUUUUUAUGACAUUGUCAUUUAUGUUUUAGUAAUCUAAGUUCCGGUUCUAUAUCAUUAAAAUAGAACUAAAAUAAAUGUAUAUAUUAAAAAUAAUACAGGUUCUGUUAUAUCACAUUACCGAUUAUGUUGUAAGCGUCGAAAGUGGACCAAUACUGAAAUAUUUUUUGUUUCGUAAUAUGUUAGGACGACCAGCUCGAAAUUAUAAGCGUUUUAAAUUGGCUACUCGAUACUAAAAUAUCACCCUUGACGCACAGACAUAGAUUAAAUCUAUAUAGAUAUCAAUGAAGUAGUAAUUAUAUUCAUAUUUUAAAUUAGUAAAUGAGACAAUUGUUUUAUCUGUUUUUCUAUUAUUGUUUCUGUGUUUAUUACACUGUUUAUGAUCUCUCCCCCCAUGCUACUGAUGUAUAAUUAUUUUCCAUAUAUAUUUUAGGUAAAUGUAUAAUUGAAUUCAUAUUUUUAUAUUUGGUCUAUUAUACUAUUUAUAAUGCAAUUUGUGCUUAUUAUUUAAUAUCUAUGUCUGUGAAUCGAUAUUUUACAUCUUUGAUACGCCAUCUAUCGGCGAUAGUAAGCUAUCAAAUGAAUAUCAGUAAGCUUUUUAAACUGUUGUAACUUGAUUUUAAUUUUCAAUAUACGUUCUAAAUAUUAUGAAACGACUAUAUAUGAUUUGUCUCAUUUGUUUUUCUUGUUAGAUAUAUUAAGAAUUAUUCUCGUCAAAUACUUUAUUGGAAAUAUAGUAGUGUAAAUCGGACUUCACCAAUACUGAUUUUUUUUUAGCAUAUAUAAAAAUAUAUAAUGAUAGGGUAUAACAAUCAUAAAUCUUAUUAUGUUUGCCUGAUAUAAAGAAAUAAAUAAAAAAAUGUUAAAUAUUGAAUUUGUGGAUGAAAUAUUAGGUACUGUGUAACGUGAAACUAAACAACUGUCUUAACAAUUCCCCCCAACAGAUCUGAAUAUAAAAAUAUAACUUGAACAUUUAACAUAACGUAACAUUUAUGACUCACGUUUUUUAUUUCGUACGAAACAUUCAAAAAUAGUUUUUAUAUUUCGACCAAGGAACAUUUUUUUUUUAACGUUGAAGUAACAAAGUUACAAUCUGACCGAUGAUGAGUGGUUACCGUUGACUAUGCAUACUUGCAGUACUCGUUCGCGUUGCCGACCUUGAAACGUUUUGGAAUUUUUAAGAACCUCGUGCUUCAGUAUUAUAGGAAAACUUCGACAGGGAGCUCAGUUUAUAACCUGAGUGUCCACGCCUUGAAAUUUCUCUGUAUACGCGCUGUAUACCACUAAGUUCUAUGGUCUGGGAGUGGAUUCUCCAUGGCGAGUAGUCUGAUAGUAGAGUAUAACCAUGCGUAUCAAUCUCUCGAGAUGUUCGCCGUCUAAUAUACUACCUAUCAGGGCUGGCCUUGGCCUACUUGACACUUCUGGGUAGGAUUUUGAUCACUCCCUCCAACUACUAAAAAAAAAGUUAACACAUUUUAUCAACAUGCCCUGAAUAUUGACGGCACUUGGCGCCUUGCCUGAUGAUGGUCUUUUCUUUAUUAUCAUCAGGGCAUUGUUGAUUCCGAAGUCGAAUUUAAUGUGAUCCUUUAUCAAUCCUAUGAUCUUCUCUCGCUUCUCUCACACUUUGACUCCUUUUUUAGACUUCGCCUACUUUUGGUGCUUCUAGACGCUGCCCGAUAAAGCCGGUACUGCUUUCUAUAGAUAAAUACUUCAAUGGGGAAAGUUGUUCAGUUUCUUGUAAACUUGAUUUCGAAUAUUAUUUUAUAUUAUACUUUUCAUAUCGCAUCUUGUGUAAUUUAGUUAAGGAUUAAAAAAAAGUCACAGUUCUUUGUGAUAUACAAUGUUAUACUUUACGAAGAGGAUUAGUGCUAUUUAUUUGGUGUUAUAUUGAAGCACUCGUUUUGGCUAUGCAAUUAAUUCAUGUUAUGUUUAAUUUUGUUUAUUAUUUUUAACAUAUCUUAGGAGAGUUCAUACCGUAAGACGGCUGUGUUCAUACUACGUAAAAGGAAGUACCUAUAUGAGAAAUCCAUGGUGUCACGAUGUCAGAUCACGUUAACUUCUGAAACUGCCCGGUUUUAAUGAAAUUUGCAAAUGUGUAUUAUUAAAUGUUUUUCAAUCGAAGUAAUAUCAAUAAAUGAAAAGGGCCGUAUUGAGCUAAUACAGUAGUAAUUUGGCAUCUGUCUAUAUCUCAUUUUGCUUUGGAAGUUGCUGAAUAUUGUUAACUCAAACGUAUUUGUCGAUUUUGACAGAGAACACAGACCAGUCUAGUCUUACGGCGUUAACCUCCUUUAAGGCAUUACCAAUUGGAAAUUCAUGUUUAUAUUUAGAUUACGAAAUGGCUGUAAAGUAACGUAAGCGGAAGUUAUUUUUAAAUGUUUAUAUUAUAGGAAAAUAUAUAAAUGUAAUUAAUAGAAA
Galleria mellonella (greater wax moth) is the source of this 5601-nucleotide messenger RNA. RefSeq names its product sorting nexin-32 (gene Snx6). Gene Ontology annotation, molecular function: phosphatidylinositol binding. The record is from RefSeq and is a predicted model, not a curated record. Gene Ontology annotation, biological process: phagosome-lysosome fusion involved in apoptotic cell clearance. NCBI's taxonomy places the organism in Eukaryota, Metazoa, Arthropoda, Insecta, Lepidoptera, Pyralidae. Bases 154 to 1413 code for a protein of 419 amino acids. The transcript has 11 exons.